CAUCUCUACGGAUUUGGACUGAUGGAUGCAGAAGCCAUGGUCAUGGAGGCAGAGAAGUGGACGACUGUUCCUCAGCAGCACGUGUGUGUGGAAAGCACAGACCGACAGAUCAAGACCAUUCGCCCCAACAGUGCAGUGCGUUCCAUCUACAAAGCUUCUGGCUGCUCGGACAACCCCAACCAUCACGUCAACUACCUGGAGCAUGUAGUUGUGCGUAUUACCAUCACACACCCACGAAGGGGAGACCUGGCCAUCUAUCUGACCUCACCCUCAGGAACCAGAUCCCAGCUUUUGGCCAACAGGCUGUUUGAUCAUUCCAUGGAAGGGUUCAAAAAUUGGGAGUUCAUGACCAUCCAUUGCUGGGGAGAACGAGCUGCUGGUGACUGGAUCCUUGAAGUUUAUGAUACUCCUUCUCAGCUGAGGAAUUUCAAGACUCCAGGUAAAUUGAAAGAAUGGUCUUUGGUCUUCUAUGGCACCUCUAUACAGCCAUACUCCCCAAAGAACAAAUUUCCUAAGGUGGAGCGUUUCCGCUACAGCCGAGUUGAAGACCCAACAGAUGACUGUGGUGCAGAAGAUUAUGCAGGUCCCUGUGAUCCUGAAUGCAGUGAAGUUGGCUGUGACGGGCCAGGACCAGAACACUGCAGUGACUGUUUGCACUACUACUAUAAGCUGAAAAAUAAUACCAGUAUUUUGUGCACUGGUUGUAUUUGCCCUUCCUGAGAAUGCCAGAGCCUGGACCAGACAGGUGGUUCCCACAUCCUCCACCAUGCCAGACCACGUUGGGGACAAAAUGGCAAAGGUAAUGGUCUCUUUUCUUACUCUUCCACUUUAGACAUGGCGAUGGACCUGUACCUUUAAGCCCUGGCUACUGCCUGGCUAUGCAGAUAUGCCCGAUGGUACCUGACCUCAUAAAGCCCAUCAGACCUACCCUGUGUCCUUCCAGCCCAGCCUACCCGCUGCCUCCAAUUGAAGGCAAAAAUGUAUUUGAGAGACGGUGCCUUCAUAGCUCAGGCAGCCAGAGAGACCCGGCCAUGCUCAGGUUCCUGUUUAAAUCUUUGCUGGAAGUUAAGUUCCUCAAGGAAAAAGGCUCUUAGCCACCUCAGUGUUUGUGUUGACUAUUGUACUUCCAAAAUGAUUUUUUUUCCAAAAUGUCUGAUUUUUAAUUGGCGCUCAAUAAAUAUUUGUUGAAUAAAAAUAAGUAAAGCCCUGUCUUCUGUUUUAGACAAAUAAGGAAGUUAUUUUUUUUAAACAGAAGAAAGUUUCUGAAACAAAACUUAAAUUAUAUUUAUGUUAAUUUGGAUAAGAACAUACCACAUCUACCCACAUGUACACACACAGCCUCCAUAUAACAAAUUAUAGUUAAAAGUUGAAAGAACCCCUUUUAGAGUGAU
This is a messenger RNA of Nannospalax galili (Upper Galilee mountains blind mole rat), 1391 nucleotides long. Its product is annotated as proprotein convertase subtilisin/kexin type 5. NCBI's taxonomy places the organism in Eukaryota, Metazoa, Chordata, Mammalia, Rodentia, Spalacidae. Bases 22 to 720 code for a protein of 232 amino acids. Gene Ontology annotation, molecular function: serine-type endopeptidase activity. Gene Ontology annotation, biological process: peptide hormone processing. The record is from RefSeq and is a predicted model, not a curated record. The transcript has 6 exons. Gene Ontology annotation, cellular component: Golgi membrane; trans-Golgi network.